AUGAAGCAUGGCUAUAAGAGGGUGUGUGUGAGUGUGUAUAUGAGCUCUGACAACAGUAGUGAUACUGUGCAGUUUAACAGCAGCAGAAGCAGCAGCAGAGGGAGAAUGGUCAGACAUAUGUUCUCUAAUCUCCUGCUAGUCUGGUCAUUCAGCCAUGACAUUUAUAUAACUGGACUGACACAUGAUGAUCCAAAGGAGCAGUCCUGGAACAACCAGAACCUCUUUUCUGUCCCUCUGGAUUUGGAUAUAAGCCUCAGAAGACUAGACCUGUCCAAUAACUUCAUCAGACAGUUGCACACACUUGUUUUGCCAUACUUGGAGCAGCUGGACCUGAGCUCCAACCAGCUGGAUCUCAUCUCCGAGGGGGCUUUUGAAAACCUGGCUCAACUUGAAGAGCUGAAUUUGUCCAGAAAUGCACUGAACAACAACCUUGGCAGUAACAGCAAAGCUCUCCAAUCCAUCAGUAGACUGAAGAGUUUGGACAUAUCAAUGAAUGGUCUGAGUGAUGAUGAGGUGGAGCUGUACCUUCGAAACAAAUAUUCUCUUGAUCAACUUAAGAUGACUGGUAAUGCAUUGACAAGACUUUCACACAGCUUGUUCAAAGAAAGUAAAAGUUUGAAGGCCAUAACUAUUGAUGACAAUCUGAUAUCGGUGAUAGAACAGGGAACGUUUGAACCAUUGAGCCAAUUAGAGAUGCUAAACUUGGCCAAAAAUAACCUUGCACAUAUCUGUGAUUUUAAAUUACAUCAACUUAAAUAUCUAAAUCUUAGUCAAAAUUCACUGGAGUUUUUUGUUACACGUGAGGAUGACCAGUUGUACAGGCUUGAAAUUCUUGAUUUGAGUUUCAACAAACUCCUUUAUUUCCCAGUUGUCCCAAAGAUGAAUCGUAUGAGGUAUCUUUAUUUACAGAAUAACAUGGUUGGUGCCUUAAAUUCGGAAGCUACAAUGGUAUCAGAGGCCAAUUCUCUUUACAAUGAGAUUAUAAAUGAGAAAAUAGUUAGAAAAAAUAACCUGCAUUCAACCUGGAGGCACAUGCCACUGAUUUAUAUUGACCUGAGCUACAACCACUUCAGGUCUUUCCCACUGGAGACUUUGAGCCUUCUCUCGUCUUUAGAAACACUAAAUUUCAGUUACAACUGUCUGCAGAGCAUUAUCUGGAAUAUUAGGAAUUAUAGUGAUUCAGGAGACCGUCGGCAGCUUUUCUUUCCCUCCUUAAAACACCUCGAUUUGCAAAGCAACGGACUUGGAAAUAUUUCCCCGCUCUUUCUCAAUGCACUCCAACAAAUAGAUACACUAAAUCUACAAGAAAAUUCUGUGCAGCCUUGUGCUCUCAUGGACCAUUUGAGAAACUCUCAAUCAAUUCAGCAAAUAAAUCUCAACACAUCCUGUGUUGCCUUCGGGCAGUUAAAGACUCUUAAACACCUCAGUCUUAAUGAAAACAAUAUAAAGAUACUCCAUCCAAACACAUUUCAGGGAACCUCGUUGGUUUCCCUCGAUCUUUCAAGAAAUUCACACAUGGUGAUGCAUGUGAGUGCACUAGAGGGUGUGCAGAAGACUCUCCAGUCCUUGAUUAUCAGUGAAAUGAACAUGAGCAGCUCUGAUCUGUCUUUACCCUGUAUGACAGCAUUAACUCAGCUGAACUUAUCAAACAACCAUCUUGAUAUCAUACCCAGCACUUUAAGCUGCUCUCCUCUGAGUGAAAUAGAUUUAAGAAAUAAUCAUUUUGUGUCUUUCAACCAUUCUUUGAUCCAGGCUCUAUCUGUACACCUUGAUCUCAUGUAUGUUAGUGGCAAUUAUUUUAACUGCUGUGAGAGUAAAUGGCUGACAGUCCUAAAUGAGUCGAAAAUAAAACUGCCUGAUAUCAGUAACACUGAAUGUUUCACAAGUGAAAGCAACAUUUUGAUGACAGAGUAUGUGAAAAGCUCUUCUGAGUAUUGUUUGUUUCGCAGAAAAGCCCAGGAAGUUCACUUCGGACAAAUGUUCAUCAUUGUUUUGUUUGUAUUUGUACUAUUAACAGUCUUCAUCAUAUUCACCAAGAAGCUGUGUUGCACACAAAGAUCAUUUAUUGUGUGAUAUCUAAAAUCUGUUGUCCUUGGUUUAUUCAGUUCAUUUCUUAACAUAUAGGUUACAUAAAGUAAGAAAGCCAAAUACAGCCAGUGAGAGACUGGAGAGCAGACUAUGGUAACUGAAGCAUAGUUCCUGUGUGUUUCACCUUGCAUGACGCAUUUACAGAAGUGCGGCUUAAUGGCUGCUCAGGCUGUAAAAACUAACACUUUCAGUGAAAUAAAUGCAGUAAUGGCUUCAUUAUCACACAGAUGCAUCUAUUCUCACUCUGUUCAAGCUCUCCCUUGUGACUCGCACAUCACAUUACAAGUUUGUCAGACAUGUAUCACGCUGUGUGACCUGUGUAGCUAAGAUGUUGUGAUAGGAAUUGGCUUUAUCAACUCCCAAGCUGUUUGGUUACACUGUGUGCCAAAUGACUGAUCAGGCAGAGAAUUUUUUUGCCCAUCCUUCAUUGUGAAAUGAUGUGAAAUUUGUUUGCAACUAAAAGUUUAACCUUGGCUCUAAUUUUUAUGACGUCGGUAAAGCCUUGCACAACAUUCCCAGAAUUGAGACUGACCUCCUCAAAAAUUUAAUACAACGCCAAUAAGAAAACACGUGAGAGUUUCUGUAUAAACAUAUCUUUUUAAAAACAUUUAAAUACAUAUUUCUUAUUUGACAGAGUUUAUCCGAGAUCCAUUUUAAUAUGUAUCACUCUCUGCAACUGUCUGUGUUUUGCAUUGUGUAAUUUAUGUGGCUCUGACCCUGGGAGACUGUUAUCAAAUACAGUGGUAAA
Messenger RNA from Toxotes jaculatrix (banded archerfish), 2836 nucleotides. RefSeq names its product transforming growth factor beta activator LRRC32-like. The record is from RefSeq and is a predicted model, not a curated record. The transcript has 2 exons. Bases 1 to 2073 code for a protein of 690 amino acids. Lineage: Eukaryota; Metazoa; Chordata; Actinopteri; Toxotidae. Gene Ontology annotation, molecular function: protein binding.